Molecule: messenger RNA, 10799 nt
Organism: Pangasianodon hypophthalmus (striped catfish)
Lineage: Eukaryota; Metazoa; Chordata; Actinopteri; Siluriformes; Pangasiidae
Gene: kcnh3
Product: potassium voltage-gated channel, subfamily H (eag-related), member 3
Exons: 15
Coding region: 2561-6154 (1197 amino acids)
Biological process (GO): potassium ion transmembrane transport; regulation of membrane potential
Cellular component (GO): membrane
Molecular function (GO): voltage-gated potassium channel activity
Source: RefSeq, a predicted model, not a curated record
ACAGACCCUUUAAUACCAUUAAACAUAACUGUGCAAAGCGGUCCUCGGUGACUUUAUUAGCAUUUGGCUACAAUUUUUAAAAAUAGGUUAUGCUUAUAACUUAUUAAUAGUGCCUUUGUGUCGUAUCUAAAGGGUCAGUUAUGCAUAAUUAGCGACAGAAAUGACAAUAGUGUAUAUAAUGGGAGGAAAAGGAGCCUGAGCUUCCUCAACAGCAAACACAGAACUGAUCUUUAAAGUGAGCAUCUGCUUCUCCUCUGGUUAUUUUCGAGAACUAUUUCAUAAUCUUCUGGGAACGUUUUAUUUUUUAUGUCAGUGCUGUUCCCCAAAUGUUCUGGGAACUUUCAAACCCAACCUUCCCUUAUGGUUAUAUGACAACACUGGUUCAAAAGUGGUUCAAUUAAUUCAAUUCACUUAGGUUCUCAGGCUGGGUUGAAAUUCUUCAAAGGCUGAUUUUAGGUUUUAUUUUUGUGUACAAACUACCAUUCCAGGUACAGACCAGUUAUACAUUUAGAUCACCAUUGACAUAGAAAUUACAGCAGAUAGGCCACUGUCGCUGAUCACAAGGGAAUGAGGAUCACGGCCAAAGGUUUGCUGUCACCUAACCAUGAAACCCAUAUGUGGUUUCUUCCCAAACUGCUGCCACAAAGCAUACAAUUGUCUACAAUGUCUGUGUAAGCAGUAGAACUAAGAUUUCUGUUCACUGGAACUAAGAGGCCCAAACCUGUUCCAGCAUGACAAUGCCCCUGUGCAUAAAGCGAGCUCCAUGAGCACAUGGUUUACCAAUGUUGGAGUGGAAGAACUCUAGUGUCCUGCACAGAGCCCUGAACUCAACCCCACUGAACACCUUUGGGAUGAACUGGAACACCGACUGAACCACAGACCUCCUCAUCCAACAUCACUGUCUGAUCUCACUAAUGCUCUUGUGACUGAAUGAACACAAAUCCCCACAGCCACGCUCCAGAAUCUAGUGGAAAGCCUUCCCAGAAGAGUGGAGGUUAUUAUAACAGCAAAGGGGGAAUAAAUCUGGAAUGGGAUGUUCAACAAGCACAUACGAGUGUGAUGGUCAGGUAUCCACACACCUCUGGCCACAUAGUGUUGGUUAUUUGUGACUGUGUAUUCUGCAAAGCCAACUAAUAAAUCCAGUUACAGAUAAAACAUUUCAGUGAUUGUAUUUCAAUAUAAAAUUAAAUCUUAGUGGGCUUGCUGCCUAUUCUCUCCAUCGUGGGUUACCGCAAAGUUAUUUAAAAGUUAUGCCAACGUUAAGAGUAUGUUCUCUGAGCCAUGCAACUCUGAACAGGAACUUAAAAGAUCUUCUCUCAGAACCAAACCAAGCAGUUCUUCUGUGAACCACAAUUAAACCAGAGACCCAAUCACUGUUAGCAGGGUUUUAACACAAGUCACUAUACAGUAUGUUUGUAUCACAGCCUUUUUAAGCCACAGAAAGAGCAGAAAUUUCUCUGUCUGACCAGAAGAUGUCGCUGUUUCACAGGUUUUUACAAUAAAGCACCAAAUAGAGAGUGCAUAAAGCAACAGAGUGCAAUGAGUGCGCGUGGUAGCAGCGCGUAAAACCUUUAUGCUGCUCUAGCCAAAACUGUCCUGCUGGUUUUAAACCGUGCUUUAAACUGUGUAACUGGAGGAUUUUAGGGGAAAGAAGACAUGUCACAGGUGCCAUUUGCAGCCCAUGUGCUUGUUUUGAUUAUAUGCAUGAUUGCAUUCUCCCUCAAAACAAGCAGUUUCAUUUCCCAUCAGCACAGUGUGAUGUGCUGCCUGGUGGAUGGAUAGAGGUCCAUUGUAUAACAUGAAUUUCAUGAACAAACAGUAAAUUCAAGUGCAAAUUAAAUAGUGUGUUUAAUGUAAAAAGAAAACAAAAAAGCGAAUUAGUAGUCUACCUGUGGUGUUAGUCCAUACCUGCGCAAUGCAUCAUUAAAACUAGCUGAAUUUCAUGCUUCUGCACUGCGUUCAGUGCCAAAACAAGUACAAAACAAUAAUGAAGGGUUAAAAUAGUAGACUAACCCGUUCUUUGUGGGGUAUAGUCACCUCCCUGUCCUGCCACCGCGCGCACAAAAAGCGCCCGCCGCUCCCCCGAGCCUGGUCACGUGACUGGCUCUGCUGGCCGUGGCAACCGAAGAAAACCAAGCAACGCAGGAGGAGGAGAGGAAGAGUGUCCUAGAGCUGCCACUUUCCGCCACCGAGACUGUCGGGACUGGGAGUGCUGGGGCUCCGGCGCGCGCUGCUUUUUGAACUCCAACCUGCUGCUUUAAGCGCCCUGCAACAGCUUUAAGGGACUUGAGUCUUUAUUAUUAUUAUUAUUAUUAUUUUUGUGCUGUGGAGUUGAUGCUCUAGAGGAGCGAGCAUGCUUCAUCUGCGCUGAGGGGGUUGGCAUGCGCGCUGCCCCGCCGCCGCCGGCACACUGGAGGGUCGCGGCUCGCGGAUCGGGGCGCUCCUGCAGGGGCUGGGAUGCGCGCCCGGUACCUCCCGGUUCCUGUCCGGCUUCGGCGCUGAGCAGCAGCGGCAGCAGGAGUCGAGUCGGGCUGCGAGGAGCCGCUCCACGCGGAGCAGGAUGCCGGUGAUGAGGGGACUCCUCGCCCCGCAGAACACCUUCCUCGACACCAUCGCCACGCGCUUCGACGGCACCCAUAGCAACUUUGUGCUGGGGAAUGCCCAGGUACAGUCCCUCUACCCCAUCGUGUACUGCUCCGACGGGUUCUGCGAGCUGACAGGCUACGCUCGCGCUGAGCUGAUGCAGAAGAGCUGUGCGUGCAACUUUCUGUAUGGGCCGGAGACGAGCGACAGGCUGACGGCGCAAAUCCAGAGCGCUCUGGACGACCGACGGGAAUUCAAGACCGAACUGGUUUUCUACAAGAAAGGAGGUACUCAGUUCUGGUGUCUGCUGGAUAUCGUGCCCAUAAAGAAUGAGAAAGGAGAGGUUGUGCUGUUCCUCGUUUCCCAUAAAGACAUCACAGACAACAAGAAAGACCAGGAUGAAGAGCAGUGUCCUGAGAUGGAUGAGGAGACGGGACUGGAGGUUCACAAGGUCACGCGGCCGCAGGGCUUCAACGCUAACCGGCGGCGCAGCCGAGCCGUGCUGUACCAGCUAUCAGGACAUCUGCAGAAACAGGACAAGAGCAAACUCAAGAUCAAUAAUAAUAUGUUUGGCGAGAAGCCUCCCAUCCCCGAGUACAAGGUAGCAGCCAUUCAGAAGUCCCGCUUUAUCCUUCUUCAUUACGGUACCUUCAAGGCUGGCUGGGAUUGGUUGAUUCUUUUAGCCACCUUUUAUGUGGCAGUCACUGUUCCCUAUAACGUAUGCUUCACUGUGGUUGGUGGACGUGACGAGAUAACAACACCCAGAAGUCCACCGAGUGUGAGCGACAUCUUGGUGGAGAUCCUUUUUAUGCUAGAUAUUGUGUUGAACUUCCGCACCACAUUUGUGAGCACAUCAGGCCAGGUGGUGUACGAUGCUCGCUCCAUCUGCGUGCACUACGUCACCACCUGGCUCUUUGUGGACCUAAUCGCUGCGUUACCCUUUGACCUGCUCUACGCAUUCAAUGUCAGUGUGUACUUUGGGGUUCAUCUACUAAAGACUGUUCGGUUAUUAAGACUCCUGCGCUUACUACAGAAGCUAGAGCGCUACUCGCAGUAUAGUGCCGUGGUGCUCACCUUGCUCAUGUCAAUGUUUGCUCUGCUGGCUCACUGGAUGGCGUGUGUCUGGUACUUUAUUGGACGCUGUGAGAUCGAGAAUAAUAUGCCUGGAUCCUGGGACAUUGGCUGGCUGCAUGAGUUGGCCAAACGUCUAGGCACACCAUACUCCCUCUCUCCCCUCACAUCCCUACUUCCAGAGUCACUGCGGCCCAACAACCUGGAUGGUCUGAGUGGCAACGUGAGCCAGUGGAACUCCUCCAGCAGUGAUAUAGUUGGGCAGGACUCUGCAGCGAACUUCAGCCAGUGGAAUGGGACAGGGGCGGGGUCAGGCGGCGGUGGCUCAGUACUUGUUGGUGGCCCCUCGGUGCGGAGCUCCUAUGUGACGUCACUCUACUUUGCUCUAAGCAGUCUGACCAGUGUGGGCUUUGGCAACGUCUCAGCCAACACUGACUCUGAGAAGAUCUUCUCCAUUUGCACCAUGUUGAUUGGAGCGCUGAUGCACGCCGUAGUCUUCGGUAAUGUGACAGCCAUCAUCCAGCGCAUGUACUCCCGCCGCUCACUUUACCACACACGCACCAAAGACCUAAAGGACUUCAUCCGCGUUCACCGACUGCCCAAGGCCUUGGAACAGCGCAUGCUGGAGUGCUUUCAGACCACGUGGUCUGUUAACAAUGGCAUCGACGUCAGUGAGCUGCUGAAGGACUUCCCUGAUGAGUUACGAGCAGACAUCGCCAUGCACCUGAACAAAGAGCUGCUGCAGCUGCCGCUUUUCGAGUCGGCCAGUCGCGGGUGUCUACGCUCGCUCUCGCUUAUCAUUAAGACGUCGUUCUGCGCACCCGGAGAGUUCCUCAUCCGCCAGGGUGACGCCCUGCAGGCCAUCUACUUUGUGUGCUCAGGCUCCAUGGAGGUGCUCAAGGACAACACAGUACUGGCCAUACUGGGUAAAGGUGACCUGAUCGGCUCGGACUCUCUGACGAGGGAGCAGGUGAUUAAGACCAACGCUAACGUAAAAGCUCUGACCUACUGUGACCUGCAGUACAUCAGCCUGAAGGGGCUGCGCGAGGUGCUGCGCCUCUACCCCGAGUACGCACAGAAAUUUGUCAGCGAGAUCCAGCAUGACCUCACCUACAACCUGCGCGAGGGAAACAACACGGAUGUGGACUGGGAGAGCAAUGGCGGCCUGGUCAAGAAACUGCCAUCCAUUCGUGAGGACGAGGAGAAUGAUGAAGAGCAGCAUUCCGUGUCACGGGCACCUCGCUCACCUCUGCGUCUCACAAGGGGGCUCAGCUCACCCCUGCGCUCACCCCUCCUGCCCCCAAGGCCCUUUCGUCCCCCCUCUGAUCACAGCCGCCCAGCCACGCUUCAGAUACCUGUGGUCAGCUUUAGCAGUGCCCUUCCAGAGCUCAGCCCCAGGUUUGUGGACGGCAUUGAGACAGAGAGUAAUUCUGGUUCAGCACAAAGGUUUGAGUUCAGCUCUAACCUACCUCAUAGUGGCCCUCCAUCCCCCAGUCCAGUGAGCCAAGAGCAGGUGGAAACCAGGCAGAGCAUCAGCAAACUGAGCGAAGAGAUGAACAGCUUGUCAAAACAGGUCUCCCAGCUCAGUCAGGAAUUGCAGGAGAUGACACGCCUCCUGCGCCCUCUGUUCCUCACUGCUGCUCAGCCACUCCUCUCAACCCCCCCACCACCGGUGACUUUACCUGGCAGUGGUCCGUCCAUGAACUCGCCUGCAAUCUCACGUCCUCCAGCCCCACCCUGCUCUCUAUUGGACAUCGCAGACCCAGUGGGGGUGGUAGGUCUUCCCAGCUGCCUCAUACCCACCAGCCCAACACAGAGACUGCAAUCCCAGGUGGUUUGCUCAAAUGGCUCCCCUCAUGCCAGCCUAUCCCAUUUAGAGACUAUUCAAAAAGAGGGCACAGGGGCAGGGCAGCAUGACAUCCCUCUUGGCCCUACCAAUGGCUAUGGGCAGGCAGCUCCAGACCGGCUUGCCUCUCGCGCCACUUCCCCUUCUCUUUCCUUCUCCCUGUCUAUAUCCUCAUCCCGCUCACAGUCACCUUCCUUGACACCUUGUCAAGGACCGCACCCCUCCUGCCCCACCAGCUGCACACAGGGCCUGUUAUUUCCCCCAUCAUCACAAGACAUCCCACCAUCUUCCCAGGACAACCCACCUCCACCACAUUCCCAUUGCUCAGCACCUGCUUCACUAAGUAACUCCCCAGGUGACCACAGACUGAGGGGUGAUCCCUCUCCUGCUUCCUCUGCAUCGACACCCCUACUUCAGACCCUGCCCUGUUCCUCGCCAUCCUGCCCACACCCCUCCCCUCUCUUGCUCUGUUCCCUGAGAGAUGGCCAGGGGUCGAUGGGCUUCCCGUGGCACCGGCAGACCUCCAGCUGUGCCCAGGCAGCAUCUGGCACUGAGCAACCUCAGCUGGAACUGGAGAUGCAGGAGUGGGAUGCAGGAGGGAAGAGCUCAACAGAGCACAUCAGCUUCAUCGAUGAGGAAGGACCACCACUGUGAAUGCCAUGGGGACAGAUGGGAGGAGAGCAGUAGCACAACCAGGAGCUGGAUUGCAGCACAUCAAUACAUCAAAUUAGGGUGGAAGGAUAAUAUAAGGAGUCCAGAAAGUAAAGCAGGGUCCAUCCACCAUACAAACGGGCAAAGUGAGCUGCUUUACUUCAAGGCUGCGGCUUUCAUAACUGGUCAUGAUGGCAUCUCGCACCAUCUCAACACACCAAAACCUGACACCAGCCAAGCCCAACCAUAUCAGCACAAAGAUGACUGUGCUUCUCUGGACAGACAGGAGUUCUUCUCCAGUGGCAUUAUAAGAUACACACAAAAGCUCAAAUUGGUAUGGUGCAUGGCAACCAAAAUUUGUAACGAGCCAACCAAACCCAGCAAACAUUGUAAUAAGUACUUGACCUAUGAAGAGUUCCUGAUGGUUAUUCUGCAUAGGUACAUGUUGAACUUGUAGGCCUGAAUAUGGGAGAUGGCAUGUGUUUGCAAUCUCAUGUUACUCUUCUAUACUGCCAAAACAUUUGUGCUUUAUGUGUAGCCAAUCAUAAGUCACAAAUGCAUCUACUUGCUCUGAUUUUUCACAGCGAUUAGGUAGAUGAAUGAAUGUGUUACACUACAACACACAUCACUCUCAGUUUUUUCUCCCUAUUUGAGCAGUACAUAGGUCUAUGUCCAGACCCAUACAUUGCAUAUUUCUUAGACUGGGAAUGUAGAGCUUAUCCCAACUUCAUACAGCACACACGUUUAUAUAUCAUGCCUUAUUUUAUCCACUUCUAUACAGAGGUUUACCAGUAUAUUGUAACAGACUGAUUUAACUCAUGGCCUCAUUAACAUGAGGAUUAUAAGGCUACUGAACAAAAAGUAUGAGUUAGAAUAAGGGAUAUGAAAUGGGUAGCCUUCCUUUUUGGUUUACAUAGUGUACACAUACAUAAUGCCAUAUAGCAUGUGGUUGUUACAUGGAAUAAUGGCCAAUAGCCUAGCGUGGUUCUCUGAGGAGCUCCAUUCUCUAAAUGUGACCACAACAGGCAUUACAACAAGACAAUCAAAACAAACCACUAAUAGGGAUCCAGACAGAAAUACAAAAUAUGCCAGCUACAAAUCACACUGCCCUAGCCUGGCAUGCCAAAUAGUGGGAAGACCGAGUAUGGCAAUGUAAGAUAGCAUGCCAAUUAGUGUCCAUUUGGGAGUUAAGUUAAAAAGGCCCAGUAACAUAUGGUCCAAAGUCAAGGACACGGGAUUGCCAUGCCAAACAGCCAACAGACUAUGAACUGCACACAUGGGAUAGAUGUUGAGAGGGGAGUAAAUCCCCAGGUGCAAGUUUGAAUAAAACAACAAACACACGCAGCUUUAGCCAUCCAGCCACGUGUGCCUUUCCUAUAACCAUCCAAUAUCUCCAGAACAUCUCCCCAUUUGUUUUCUGUUCAUUCUUACAAAAAGGUUUCAGUCAUGUCACAUGUUAAUGAGCACUGCACUUUUAUUCACCUAGUAAUUAUUUAUUUAACUAUUUAUUUGUCUAUUUAUUUAUUUACCCAUCACAUUGAAUGAGAGUGAAGUCUUAUAAGUAGAAAGUGCUCAGGUGAAUAUUUCUACACUUGGUUCCAUUUGACAAAACCUAUAAAAGCAAGUUAACUGUCAACUCAGUCAUAUACAGUGAUGGUGAUAAGCAGCUACGUUUCUGCAGCUGAAAUCAACCAAGGUUCCUCAGCUUGAGAAAACACCAUCACAAUGUCUUAUUAAUAUACAGGGGUCCAAACACUAAGCAUGGGCUUCUCAUCCAUCAUGUUGCUUGAGUAGGGACAUGUCAUUCUUGAUUCUAUUUUCUUUACCUAGGAACUGUGUAAGGGAGCUGGGGUAUGGGAGGGGUUGUUUAUGACUGGCAGGGUGUUAAGAGAUUUUGGGUCAGGGUUUGGGUGGGUGGGGGUUCCUGCAUGUCUCAUCUUUUUGCAUGAGGAAUGUGCCUGCAUUAUUAAAUAUGGGAAGUGUGUAGGGGAAAACUGGCUGGAGGUCCAGAAGCAUAAAUGUAUUUUGUUAACUGCAAUGAACUUUAACAGAUCCUUACCUGAAUAAUAAAAAUGUGUUUUAUAAGAAUGGAGGGUAAUGUGUUGAUUGAAGGUGUCUUUAUUACCUGAUAAGUACAAUCUUGCUAAUAAUGAAGGAAGGCUAGAGGCAGCAGCUUUUGCAAAUGAUCUGACUUGUCUUAUCCCUGUUAGCCACAUUACCUUUUUUCUUUAACAUUUAACACCACCAAAUGAUGUUUCCUCUAUUUUCUACAUAAUGCAGCAGAACAGUUUACAGUAUAAUUCACUUGACUCUUCAAGCUAUUAUGGAAAGUGUUACGGGUAGAGGAAUCCUACAGUAGAUGAUCUGUGGCUCUUGGCAAGUGGCUCACAAUAAUGGAGCCUAGGCAAAAAACUACACUCAGAAUCAAUAACAAUCAUAAGCAUACAGGCUGCACAUGGCAAGUUAGCUGGACCAUCUGUAGAACAUUCAGUACGGACUCACUAACAAAAUGCAUGAAACGAUGCCAGAUUAGCAGCCACUAAACUCAAACGUCCUUAACCAUGGACCCCUUGAACGAUGCGCAUGUGGCAUGUGAUUUUUUUUUGUUGAGGGGGUAUGCGACAGGGAAGACCAUCAAACAAAUAGCUUCCAUUGUUCACUGACAUCAAUUGCUUUGAAAAGGACUCCAACUAAUCUAGCAGAGUACACAAUCAACUGCCAAGGCCCACCACAUAGGCUUGUUUAUGUAGAACAGGUUUCACACCUGAUACUCAACUGUGCAGACUUUCCUACCUGAUCCAGAAAAACUCAGGACGUAGAAUUAUAAUGGUGAGACAGUGUGCUCGGAUUAACUGCUCUUGACAAGCUGUGCCAGGUAGACAGGUUGGACAUAUUGUAGGUCCUGCAGAACUGACUGUGCUGGAUGGUGACAUUUGUUGCGGUGCUGAUGUCAAUCCAGGGUGUUCGAUGGAAAACAAGCUAGUGCACAUAGGAUAGCGUAAAAAAAAAGCAUGCACUCCAGAGUCCUAUUGACUAAUUUGCAGUUCAAAUGAGCUUGAUAAACACAGAACUCGGUUUCUUUUUGCCAAGGGUGAGUUCGUAGAAGUCUAAGCUCGCAUGCAGCUAUGUGCCAAUCAGCAAAAGCUGAGGGAUUCAGAGGUGACUGGAUAAGACAAGCAGGUAUGAUGAAAAGGGGAUGAAAGCCUGACCAGGAGUGUCUUAUCAUCAUCUCCCUGGUGGGUGGGAAGGGCACAGGAUCCAUCCCACUCUCAUCCAGUCUUCAGGCCAAGAGGAAUUACAUUAGCCAGGCCAUCAUAUCACAGUAACUUUAAUAAUUUCCUGUCCUUCCAUCAAAUUCCAAAUAUCGUAAUAAUGUGACUGAUGCAUGUUGAUCUGCUCUGCAUGUUUGAUUCUUAGAUGUUGAUGUCAGUAAGUCAUGAGUUAAAGAACCCAGAGAUAGUACUAUAGCAUACAUACUGUAUCUGAUUCUUGUGUGUCAGGAUUAAAACCCACCAAAACCAGCACCUAGUAGGCAGGUUGAGAGUGAGAGAUUAAAUUUGGCAUUUGCUCCAUUCCUGAUAAUAUUUUCAGUGAACUGUAAUAUCUAACACUCCACUAGUGAACUAAGCCACUUUUAACCUGAUCUAGAGCUUCAAGUGCAACUAGUCAUUUCCCAAGUAGGACAAAAGACAGUAAGCGGUGGCCGGCUCCGUGGCAGUGGUCUGCAUAUAUUUCAAGGGGAAACAUUCAUUGUCAAUUUCCAAAUGAAGGAGUGAAUGCUGGAGGUUAAGGGAAAUAAGGAGGCAGACUCUGCUCAAGAGAACAACAAAGACAGUACAACUAAGAGCAGCACCUUCCACCUGUUAGUCUUAUUCUUAAAUAUAUUCUGCUUUUGUAUUUUGAAACUUCAGGUACAUGUGAAAAUUCAGGUACAUGUGACGGGGGAACAUUCACAGAGCGGCAUUAAUAAUAACACAAAAUUGUUUUAAAGAAACCAAUAGACUAAUGUCAUAAAUUAGAAAAAAAAUAAUAAAAUAUGACAUUGAAUAGAUUGAGCCGGACUAGAGCUGCAUUGCAAGUUGCAAAGCAGAGACUCAAGGUGAUUUAAGCACACCUUUACUUUUAGUGGCUUUUUAAAUUCUGUAUAUUAUUUUUAAUGCAUGUCUGCUCAUUUCACCCCCACAAGAAAGCACUUCUCACAACUCCAGCUUCUACUAUAUUGUCCUCGUCCCCUACAAAUGAUCAUUUAGAGGAAAGAACACAAGGAAAAGAAAAUCUGGGGGGGGGAUUAUAAAUCAAAAAAUAUAUUUAUAUAUUUAUAUUUAUAUAUUUAUAUAUAUAUUUAGAGAGCGUGAGAGAGAGAGAUAUUUACGAGGUAUGUAUCCACAAAAAAGCAGUCUUUUUUUUUUUAAACUUUGUCCUCUCUUAAUGAAGCCCCUCUUAAAACAACAUUAAUAAUUAAUGCUAAUAAUUAUAAUAAUAUCAAUAACAAGUCAGCAAACUGAAAUAAGGAGGCAACGCUCCCUUUGACCCUGCCAUUAGUCUGUUUAGCUUAGCAGUCUGAGACGAAGUCCAAAGCACCAAAGCAUCCAAACCACCGGGUGGCACUGCAGCACAAGCAGAUUAAAGUCCUUUUUUUUUUUUUUUU